Messenger RNA from Neltuma alba, 3681 nucleotides. Its product is annotated as FT-interacting protein 7. Bases 249 to 3332 code for a protein of 1027 amino acids. NCBI's taxonomy places the organism in Eukaryota, Viridiplantae, Streptophyta, Magnoliopsida, Fabales, Fabaceae. The transcript has a single exon. The record is from RefSeq and is a predicted model, not a curated record.
ACAACAAUUCAAUUCAUCUUCUUCUUCAUCUAUCCCCCAAUAUCCAUCCUCCUUUCUCUCUCUUGUCCUCACCAAAACAUUUCUGUCUUCAUACUCAAAAUGAGCAUCACCGCCUACUCUUCUCCUCUCUCUCCUCCUCCUUCUUCUGUCGUCGUCUUUUUCUUCUUCUUCUUUACUUAAAAUCAUUGAUUUCGUUUUAUUCGUCACUCACUGAAUCCUGAAGCAGAACCUAACGCUUGAGAGACGGUAUGAACAAACUUGUGAUUGAAGUUCUUGAUGCAAGCGACCUGAUGCCAAAGGAUGGAGAAGGUUCAGCGAGCCCCUUUGUAGAGGUCGAAUUUGACAAGCAGAAGCAGAGGACUCAAACCAAGCUCAAAGACCUGAAUCCUCUGUGGAAUGAGAAGCUCGUAUUCAGCGUUGAUGACCCCAGAGAUCUUCCCAACAAGACAAUUAAGGUUGUCGUGUACAACAAUAAUCGAUCAAGGGCUGAUUCAACAGGUGGCCACCAUCAGAACUUCCUUGGAAGAGUCAUAAUUAAAGGUGAGACUGUAUCUUUAUCUGAGUCUGAGGCCUAUGUUCAGCGAUACCCACUUGAUAAAAGAAGUUUAAUGUCACGUAUCAGAGGAGAAAUCGCUCUUAGAGCCUAUCUUGUUUAUGACGCUUCUGGUUAUUCGCCUCCUGCUGCUGCUGCUUCUCCUCCUUCACAAGCACAGGCAGCGAAAGUGAAUCCUGUGGUAGAUCAUGAACCUGUGGAAGAGACUCCUCUGCAAGAGAUUAACACAAACAAGCUAGAUCAUCGUGAGGAAAGAAGAGUUGGUGAUGAUGAUGGUGAGAAGAAGAAAAAGAAGGAACCUGAAGUCAGAGUAUUUCACUCCAUUGGAACUGAGAAACCUCGUAAUCCUCCUCCUGCACCGCCACCUGCUGCCGCGGCGCCGGCGCCGGCGCCGGCGGCAGCACAGACCAGGGCUGAUUUUGCCCGUGCAGGUCCACCGAACGUGAUGCUGAUGCAGGUACCGAAACAAAAUCCAGAGUUUGCAUUGGUUGAGACGAGUCCACCUCUAGCAGCACGCUUGAGGUACAGAAGAGGCGACAAGAUGUCAACCACAUAUGAUUUAGUGGAACAGAUGCAUUACUUGUAUGUGAACGUGGUAAAAGCAAGAGAUCUUCCAGUGAUGGAUGUGUCAGGAAGCCUUGAUCCUUAUGUCGAAGUGAAACUUGGGAACUACAAAGGCGUAACGAAGCACUUGGAGAAGAAUCAAAACCCAGUUUGGAAGCAGAUUUUCGCCUUCUCAAAGGAGAGGUUGCAAUCAAAUUUGCUUGAAGUGACUGUGAAGGACAAGGAUUUUGUUAAGGAUGAUUUUGUGGGCAGAGUUGUGAUUGAUCUCACUGAAGUACCUCUUCGGGUACCCCCAGAUAGCCCGUUGGCUCCUCAAUGGUACAGAUUAGAGAACAAGAAAGGGGAAAAACAUAAAGGUGAAGUGAUGCUUGCGGUUUGGAUGGGAACACAAGCCGAUGAGUCGUUUCCAGAGGCAUGGCAUUCUGAUGCGCACAAUGUCAGUCACACAAACUUGGCGAAUACAAGAUCAAAGGUAUAUUUCUCUCCAAAGCUUUACUAUCUGAGAGUUCAAGUGAUUGAAGCUCAGGAUCUAGUGCCAUCUGACAAAGGAAGAAGUCCUGAAGCAGUGGUGAGAGUACAACUUGGAAGUCAAAUGAGAUACACUAGGCCUUCUCCAGUGAAAGGAAUAAACCCAAUUUGGAAUGAUGAACUUAUGUUUGUUGCAGCAGAACCUUUUGAGGAUUUCAUAGUGGUGACAGUAGAGGAUAGAGUAGGUCCUAACAAUGUGGAAAUCUUAGGAAGGGAAAUCGUAUCAGUCAGAAGUAUUCCAUCUAGACAUGAAACCAGCAAGCCCCCCGAUGCUAGAUGGUACAAUUUACACAGGCCCUCGGCAGUGGGAGAAGAAGAAACAGAGAAGAAGAAGGAGAAAUUCUCAAGCAAGAUUCACCUCCGAAUGUGUCUUGAAGCCGGUUACCAUGUGCUCGAUGAGUCCACGCAUUUUAGCAGUGAUCUACAACCAUCCUCUAAGCAUUUGAGGAAGCAAUGCAUUGGAAUUCUUGAGCUUGGCAUACUAAGUGCAAAGAAUUUGCUGCCCAUGAAGGGGAAGGAUGGCAGAACAACUGAUGCCUAUUGUGUUGCUAAGUAUGGGAACAAGUGGAUCCGGACAAGAACUCUCCUUGAUACGCUUUUCCCUCGCUGGAACGAGCAGUACACUUGGGAAGUUUAUGAUCCUUGCACUGUGAUCACAAUUGGGGUGUUUGAUAACAACCACAUUAAUGGCAGCAGUGACAGCAGAGAUCAAAGAAUAGGCAAAGUAAGAAUCAGGCUUUCAACUCUUGAAACUGACAGAGUUUAUACUCAUUAUUAUCCAUUGUUGGUUCUCACACCUGGUGGCCUGAGGAAGCAUGGAGAACUUCACCUAGCAUUGAGGUUUACUUGCACUGCACGGAUUAACAUGGUUGCUCAGUAUGGUAGGCCUUUGCUCCCCAAAAUGCAUUAUGUUCAGCCCAUACCUGUGAGGCAUAUAGAUUGGCUUCGUCACCAGGCUAUGCAAAUUGUUGCAGCAAGGUUAGUUAGAGCCGAGCCGCCACUUAGGCACGAGGCAGUUGAGUACAUGCUUGAUGUGGAUUAUCAUAUGUGGAGUUUAAGAAGAAGCAAGGCAAAUUUUCAUAGAAUUAUGUCUCUACUUUCUGGUGUUACUGCUGUGUGUAGAUGGCUCCAUGACAUUUGCACUUGGAGGAAUCCCAUAACUACUUGCCUUGUGCAUGUUCUUUUCUUGAUCCUAGUUUGCUACCCCGAAUUGAUCUUGCCCACCAUUUUCCUCUACCUGUUUGUGAUUGGGAUUUGGAACUAUCGGUUCAGGCCAAGGCACCCGCCCCACAUGGAUGCGCGGCUUUCACAAGCGGAGAACGCGCACCCGGAUGAGUUGGAUGAGGAAUUCGACGGGUUCCCUACUAGAAAACCCGCGGAUAUAGUUAGAAUGAGGUAUGACAGAUUGAGGAGUGUGGCAGGAAGAGUACAGACUGUGGUAGGAGAUUUGGCUACUCAAGGGGAAAGAGCACAAGCUAUACUAAGUUGGAGAGACUCGAGAGCUACAGCCAUAUUCAUCAUCUUCUCUCUGAUAUGGGCUGUCUUUAUUUAUGUCACUCCUUUCCAAGUGGUUGCAGUUCUUGUUGGCCUUUACAUGCUGAGACACCCUCGUUUCAGAAGCAAGAUGCCUUCGGUGCCAGUUAAUUUCUUCAAAAGAUUGCCAUCUAAGUCUGAUAUGAUGCUUUGAGAAAGGUACAGGUAGAUCAGCUAGCUUCAAUUCGAGCAAUAAUCUUCUUCAUCCAUAUUUAUUUCAUGCUGUUCAGCUCUCGUGCACAAAUAACAGAUGGAUAGCUAUCUGAAUAAAGAGACGUGCAUUGAUCAUCACAUGCAAACCACCCGGGGGCCCGGGGGGGGGGGAAGAAAUAUGGAUUAUACUUGCACUAUUGUUAUUUGUAUGUACAUCCAAUAAUCCUUCAAUUUCAGCCAUGAAACUAAGCAUUCGUUAGUGCUUGUAAUAUAAAACGCCCUGGUGUAAUUGUAAUUAGACUGUUAUGUUUUCACUAAUCUUAUCUGUAAUGUGUACUCCUUUUCAUCCU